UGAGAGAGAGAGAGAGAGAGAGAGAGAGAGAGAGAGAGAGGCAGGUGGAAAGAGGAGGGGUCUGGGUGGUCCAGACAAUCAGUCCUUGUGUACCUCACACACACGCAUUAUUAAAAAGAAGACUAUACGCCACUCCGCUCUGCCCUCCACUCGAGAAGGGAGCGCGCGUAUGGAAACAUGAGCACCAAAGGGAACCAGUGAGCCCGGAGCAUCAUCAGAACACUCCUGCUACCAAAAAGGGAGAAUCUGUCGUCGAUGCCUGAGUCUAAAUGAAGUGGUUCCGCCAUGCAAUGUUCCUGGAAGGCAGUGGUCCUGCUGGCCUUGGCCUCCAUCGCCAUCCAGUACACGGCCAUCCGUACACUCACCUCCAAGCCUUUCCAGUUGUGCACAUUGCCCAGCCCACAGAACUGCGGUCUGGGGGAUCAGGAGACCGAACCUCCCUUUGAACGGGGGGCAGUUGGCUGUGAAGAUUACCCUACCAUUUACAUGAAUUCAUCCCGCAAGACACACAUCCUGGUCUUGGCCACCACCCGUAGCGGCUCCUCCUUUGUUGGCCAACUUCUCAACCAGCACCAAGAGUUUUUUUACCUGUUUGAACCUCUUUAUCAUGUCCAGACCACACUGAUCCCCCGUCUGUCCCACAGCCACAACACAGCAGAUCGUCGUGUGAUGUUGGGGGCUAGCCGAGACCUCUUGAGAAGCCUGUAUGGUUGUGACCUAUAUUUCCUUGAGAGCUACAUCAAACCAACUCCCACAAACCACACCACAGACAAACUUUUCCGACGUGGUGCAAGCCGAGCGUUGUGCCAACAACCGGUAUGUGAUGCCUUUGGCCCAUCGGAUGUUAAUGUGGAAGAGGGGGACUGCGUUAAGAAAUGUGCACUUCUUAACAUGACCUUGGCAACUGAAGCCUGUCGGGAGAAACGACAUGUGGCCAUCAAGAUUGUCCGUGUGCCAGAGAUUGGGGAUUUGCGCGCCUUGUUGGAGGAUCCCAGACUGAAUAUCAAAGUGAUCCAACUGGUCAGAGACCCCCGCGGUAUCCUAUCUUCCCGGAUUGAGACCUUCAGGGAUACAUACCGGCUGUGGCGUAUAUGGAGGGCCACGGGGAGAAAGCCCUAUAAUCUUGAUUUGAGUCAGCUCACUGUUGUCUGUGAAGACUACGGAAACUCUGUUUCAACUGGUCUCAGCCAUCCGUAUUGGUUGAAAGGUAAAUAUAUGUUGGUCCGAUAUGAAGAUCUGGCGAAAAAUCCACUCCAGAAGACAAAGGAGAUCUAUGACUAUCUGGGGCUGCCCAUGGAUAAAAAUGUGGAAGGCUGGAUACAUGCAAACACUCGCGGCAGCAAUGAACCAUCAGCGAAACACAAAUUUGGUACAAUACGAGACUCAGCAGCUAAUGCCGAGAGUUGGCGCUUGAAACUCUCUUAUGACAUGGUAGAAUACACUCAGACUGUGUGUCAAAAGGUUCUCCACCAACUCGGUUACAAGGUUGUGAGGUCGGUCGAAGAACUGAAAAACAUGUCUAUCUCACUGGUGCGAGACAAAACCUUUGCACCCUUUUUGUAACAAAAGAUAGUUCCCUGGUGACUAUUUUUAUAUAUUGAUGAUUGUUGCCUUAUCAUGUCAUUGGUUGGUUGUUGCUUUUUGUCGAUUCAAGUUUGCACUAAAUGAGAAUUUGAAUGCACAAAGGGACUAUGGAUGAUCCCCAAAUGUAAUUAACAGCACACUUAAAACAUUAAAUGAGCAAACAAGCUAGUUUACAAAUCUGUCAUUUCUAUUUUCCCCAUUAACAGGACAUCGUCUUCAUUCACUCUGUGUAUGCAAGUAAAAAUGUUGCCCUUCAAAAAAUGUGUCGGUAAAUGGAAUGGGUCAUUGUUUCUUUUACAAGGAAUGACAAAACUGUGCAAUAAAUAGUGAAUGUUGCAGGCAACUUUUCAGUGUUUCUCUGCACGUAAAAUAGAGAAUGAAAGGUUUUGCUGAGAAAGAAGUGAAAUUUUAGUUUCUGGAUUAACAGGCGUGGAGGUCAUAAGUGGUUCCUGCGACGAUGAGAGGAUUUACAUCCAUUUGUGACAAACAAAUAUACGGUACUAAUGAGAGCUAAUUCUGAAAUCUCUACUCACUGCGUAUUUAUAGAUUAAGUCACAUUUUUCCAACAUGGUUGCCUGGGUGUUGGUUGACACUUAUAAGGAUUUAAAAGUAGACAGAAUCUGAUUAGAUAGAAGAAUGGUUCAUAUUCGUUUUUGAUUUCGCAUUUGGAGUGACAUCAUGACAUUUUCCAUACAUCCACUCCCUUUUGUCUUAGCAAAAAUUGAAAUGUGAACUUAUCAGCUCAAUAGCCAACGAAUUGUUGUUUCUGUUUCUUAAGUAAUCAAUACUUUUUCGAGUGUCUUAUCAUCUACUUCUACGACUACAACUGAUGUGUGGUCCGUUGAAAAAACUUUUGUUUUUCCCCCCAAAGACAAUCGGACGGACUCCUUUUUCAAGACAGCAUUGCCUCAGGUCUAAAAUGUAUUACACACCAAUGAGCUGUCAUCAUUUGAGAUAAACCCUUUAUCAUUUUAGUGGCAAUAGGAAAGCUGUUGAACUAUGCAACGAUACAGCAGAAAAGGUCAAGGACUGAAUACAGUGUAUAUAAUCAUGUUAAAUCUGCCGACUUUUGUAAAACAAUUCAGAAUUCCAGACCUAUCGAGAAAUAAUCCAGUGUGUGUGCUCUUAUUUUAACAUGCAAUUAGCUCUAGCUUGUACAUAUUUCAUUGCAGACACAUUUUAAAGAGCUCAAAACCCCUUUUGCAGCUGUGCAGGAUUUCCAAAAUUCUGAUGGGGCAUUUGGAACAUAAUUUCUUUAUGUAUUCAAAUGUUUCAAAUUAGACCAAAUUAAAAUCACCCAAGAAGAUAAUUAAACAAAUGUUUAAUUAUCAGUUCAAUGUGUAAACAGCUGAAGUUAAAGUUUCGUUCACAUGAUGGUGUCAUUAGGUUGGGUGACACCCAUUAAUUUAGGUACAAUGACCGAUAGUUUACCCACGAAAUAAUCCAUGUGAAUGAAUGCUCAUCUGUAUUGGUGGCCCAAUGUCCAUUGAGAUGCAGAGCACAAACCUUUUGAUCCUCCUCAGCAUCAAGGCUGGAUAGAGACAAGUUCUCUCUUCCUUCUGUUUUUCAAUCGUCCACAGAUUUCUUGCUACGGGCCUCUCAUGGGAACAAUCCUUUCCUUCAGCGCUCACUUUUGGUUUUUCACUUGACUUUACCUUUGAAAUGACUGACUGUUGGUGUACGUUUCAUUUCUAAACUAGUUUGUAAUGCUCGGAUUAUGUGCUGAUUGCUUGAGCUACUUUGACCAAAGGUAGUCAGUGUAAUUUGUGAUUGAGGUGACAUCUAUUUUUUUAAAUACCAUUUUUUAAAUAUCAAUUUUAGAUGAACUUCCUUUACAUCCAAUCAGUUGCUUCUUGUGUGUGUGUGUGUGUGUGUGUGUGUGUGUGUGUGUGUGUGUGUGUGUGUGUGUGUGUGUGUGUGUGUGUGUGUGUGUGUGUGUGUGUGUGUGUGUGUGUGUGUGUGUGUGUGUGUGUGUGUGUGUG
Messenger RNA from Hippocampus zosterae (dwarf seahorse), 3566 nucleotides. RefSeq names its product carbohydrate (keratan sulfate Gal-6) sulfotransferase 1 (gene chst1). The coding region runs from base 286 to 1563 and encodes 425 amino acids. The record is from RefSeq and is a predicted model, not a curated record. Gene Ontology annotation, biological process: carbohydrate metabolic process; keratan sulfate proteoglycan metabolic process; N-acetylglucosamine metabolic process. Lineage: Eukaryota; Metazoa; Chordata; Actinopteri; Syngnathiformes; Syngnathidae. Gene Ontology annotation, cellular component: Golgi membrane. Gene Ontology annotation, molecular function: keratan sulfotransferase activity; N-acetylglucosamine 6-O-sulfotransferase activity. The transcript is spliced from 2 exons.